CUACAAGAAUGUCGUCUUUCCCUCUUCUCCAUCUGCCCAGCAAGGAGCUAUCGAAAGUACUACGUCACAUGGAUCCUAUUUCACAAUUCGGGUGCUCACUGCUCUCAAAAAAGUCUAAACCCUCUAUCUUAAAAAUUCCAAAUCUCCCCGGUUUCCAUAGUGUCAGGCUAUACGUUCUCCAAGCGCAUUUCUUGCCUCCCCCUUGAAUCUUAUGUAUGAUCUCAUUUCCUCACUCAUUUGUACAUGAUGUCAUAUUUAUUUUUUUUUCUCAUUAACUUUUCUUGGAAAUCAUUUGUAUCAUCUGACCUCGGACAUGUUCCAAUCUGGUCACCUUAUCAUUCACAUUUCUUACCUCAUCUCAUUUUUAUUCCUCAUUUUGCCCUUAAUUUUCAAGCCAAGAAAUAGUGAAUAAAUAAAUAAAUAAAUA
Molecule: messenger RNA, 427 nt
Organism: Caenorhabditis elegans
Lineage: Eukaryota; Metazoa; Nematoda; Chromadorea; Rhabditida; Rhabditidae
Gene: F36H5.17
Product: F-box domain-containing protein
Exons: 2
Coding region: 9-206 (65 amino acids)
Source: RefSeq, marked reviewed